Molecule: messenger RNA, 4448 nt
Organism: Hordeum vulgare subsp. vulgare (domesticated barley)
Lineage: Eukaryota; Viridiplantae; Streptophyta; Magnoliopsida; Poales; Poaceae
Product: proline-rich receptor-like protein kinase PERK9
Exons: 16
Coding region: 471-3998 (1175 amino acids)
Biological process (GO): protein phosphorylation
Molecular function (GO): protein kinase activity; ATP binding
Source: RefSeq, a predicted model, not a curated record
GUCAUGGCAUCCGCGUCCGUUUCUUGCUACCCGGAUCACCACCACUACUCCAACUUUAGUUAAUUGAUUCUACUGCUAGGGUGGGUUCUCUUUUUAGGCUGUGUGAUUUACUUGCAGCAGCUAGCUACUUGUACAAGUACUGGUACUAUACUGUACUGGUACUAGUGGUGUUUGGUGCCUCGGCCUCCUCCUGGGCAGUGGGCAGUGGGCACCUUCCCCUCUUCCUCCAUUCCUCCUCCCUCCCUCCCUCCCGCACUGCCCGCCCUUCACUGCUCCCUGCCCCUCCCCACACGGGCCCGCGAUUGCUCAUGGCGUGCUACCCAAAUGGCGGUCAGGCUCCCUCCUUUUCUGGCGCUCUAGGGGCUUCUUGCGGGUGCGGGUGCAGCGCCGCGACGGAGCCGAGGUGGCUGUGAUCCCCUUGCCUCUGCGUCUGCACUUGCUACGAGCUUGUGCGUUCGGGCGACGGCGAGAUGCGGCGUCCUGCCUGCGCGGUGGUGCUGCUUCUCGCUUCCCUUCUUGGAUCCACAGGUACUGAUCUGGCACCUGCUCCCGGGGUUGGUAGUUCGCCUGUCGAUCAAGGACAAGCCCCUAGUCCUCCUGGACCUUCCUUCGCACUAGGUCCAGUAACUCUUUCAUCAGCACCCCCUGCUUCAUCAGCAAGCCCUCCCCUCCAGAAGGGGGCUGCUAGCCCCGCAGUUCCGGCUGAACCGGCUCCGGUAGCCCCCCCUAAAGGUUCUAAUGCGCCUCCUCCGGUCGAGUCUGUGCUGCCUCCAGUCGUGUCUGUGUCUCCUCCAGCUGAGUCCGCGCCUCCUUCGGCUGUGUCUGUGUCUCCUCCAGCUGAGUCCGCGCCUCCUCCGGCUGUGUCUGUGUCUCCUCCAGCUGAGUCUGCGCCUCCUCCGGCUGUGUCUGUGUCUCCUCCGGUUGAACCUGCUCCUCCUCCGGCUGUGUCUGUGUCUCCUCCGGUUGAACCUGCUCCUCCCCCUGCUGUUACUGAGGUGGUGCCCCCGGCAGCAGCUCCUCCGCCGCAAGCUACAGCUGGAAACCCCACACCAAUACUUCCUGGGUCACCUGCAUUGCUACCUUCAGUUCAGGCUCCUGCGCCAUCUGUGGCUGUGAAGCCUAAUCUGCCACUAGCACCUCCUGCUUCACUACCUUCAGCUCAGGCUCCAACUCCAUCUGUGACUGUGAAGCCUAAUGUGCCACUGGUGCCUCCUCCUUCACUAUCUACAGUUCAGGCUCCUACUCCAUCUGUGGCUGUGAAGCCUAAUGUGCCACUAGCGCCUCCGCCUUCUGUGAACAAUCAACCAGGUAGACCAAUUGGAUCAGGUAAUGAUGUCCCUCCGUAUCCGCCACCUGAAGGCAUUUUCCCGGCAGUCCCUCCUUCCACUUCAGUAGUUCCUGCGGAACAUGUGAAACCUCCGAUUUCACCACCUAUUAUCGCACAUGCACCUCAACAAGCACAAGCUCCAAAUGCCGAGCAUAACAGUGGAAACACGGUACCCCCAGCAAAUACUUCCCCUCCUGCAAGUGCUAAGAACCAUGACAUUCAACGUGCACCUCCACCAAAGGAACCUAGUACUGCACCGGUUCACAAAUCACCAACUAGAGGGUUUGCGCCUGCAGCUAGUCCUCUGCCCCACAACACAAAUAUGCCUACACUCCCGAGGAAUGCAUCAACGGUUCCGCAUGCUCAACCCCCAUCGUUAGGGGUAGCUCCUAAACCAGCACCCACUAGCAGAUCUCAUCCUCCGACACCAAGGAAAGGAGAACGCCCAUCAUUUUCCCCAUCUUACCCACCACCCCAUGUUCAAGGUCCCGAGGUCUCACGAGCUCAACCUCCACAGCAGGUUGGCGCUAAAAGGCAAAAUCAUCAUGCACCUCCACCGAUGAUUCAAGGCCAUCCAAACCUCCAUGUGCAUCCUCCAUCUCCUCCACCAGUGUCACCAAAGGACCCCUCUAAUGGCAGCAAAAGACCUCGUGUUUCUCCUACUCUUCCACCAAUUCCUCCUGAAACAGAACCCAAAGCACCAUCAACUCAUCCUAUUUGGACAUUGCCCCCACCACCACCUAAUUUAGAUUGCAAAUCGUUAGUGUGCCCAGAGCCUCUAACAGAUCCACCCGCAGGAGCUCCAUGUGCUUGUGUUCUACCAAUUAAAGUUGGAAUCCGUUUAAGUGUGGACCUUUAUUCAUUCUUUCCGUUAGUUUCGGAUUUUGCUGACGAAGUGGGAUCUGGGGUAAACAUGGCACGGCGGCAGGUUCGUGUUAUGGGCGCAAAUGUGGCUGGCGAUCAACCUGACAAGACAGUAGUUCUUGUGCAUCUGGUACCAAUGCAUGUGAAUUUUGAUAAAGCUACUGCCUUGUCGACAUUUCAAAGCUUGUGGAGCAAAAAGAUUUCUCUCAAACCGUCAGUUUUCGGGGACUAUGAGAUUCUCUAUGUUGUCUAUCCAGGGCUUCCUCCUUCUCCGCCUUCAGCACCAAAUGCUGGUGCAUUCGGUAACAGCAGAAAUGCAAGGGCAAUGAAGCCCCUGGGGGUUGAUGUAGGAGGACCCAAAAGAAAAGUGAAUGGGAGCGUAAUUGCUAUUGCUGUUCUAUCCACUGUUAUAGCAUUGAUUAUUUGCACUGUGGCUGCAUGGUUGCUGAUACUCAGAUUCAGGGAUUCAGAUGACAUGGCUCAAGGAUAUCCACAUAGUGCAAUUCCAAAGAUUUCCAGGUCUUCCGGGACAUGUAACACACUUUUAGCUGGUCGCCGUAGUACACAAUCAGGCCCAUCAAGUUCACUGGGGUCAAGUAUGGCAGCAUACGCAGGGCAAGCAAAGACAUUCAAAUUUGUUGAGAUAGAAAAGGCUACAAAUGGCUUUGAUGAUUCGUUGAUACUUGGGGAAGGUGGCUUCGGAUGUGUGUACCAAGGGACACUUGAAGAUGGAACCACAGUUGCUGUAAAGGUUCUGAAAAGAUUUGAUGGCCAAGGUGAACGAGAGUUCUUGGCAGAGGUUGAGAUGCUGGGACGCUUGCAUCACCGAAAUUUGGUCAAGUUGUUGGGCAUAUGCGUAGAGGAGAACGCGCGGUGUCUGGUAUAUGAACUUAUUCCAAAUGGAAGCGUUGAGUCACAUUUGCAUGGUGCCGAUCGCGAGAUAGCUCCACUUGAUUGGAAUGCACGUAUGAAAAUAGCCCUGGGGGCAGGGCGGGCACUAGCAUAUCUACAUGAAGACUCAAGCCCUUGUGUGAUUCAUCGUGAUUUCAAGUCAAGCAACAUACUGCUAGAGCAUGAUUUCACACCAAAAGUAUCUGACUUUGGACUGGCCAGGACUGCGAGGGGGGAGGGGAACCAGCACAUCUCCACUCGUGUCAUGGGAACAUUCGGCUAUGUUGCACCGGAGUACGCCAUGACGGGCCAUCUUCUUGUCAAGAGUGAUGUAUACAGCUAUGGUGUCGUAUUACUUGAACUUCUCACAGGUAGGAAGCCUGUGGACAUGUCUCAGCCCGCGGGCCAAGAAAGCCUAGUCGCAUGGGCUCGCCCGUAUCUAACAAAUGUGGUGAGCUUACGUCAAGCUGUUGAUCCGCUUCUUGGCCCUAAUGUGCCACUGGACAAUGUGGCAAAGGCAGCUGCUAUCGCAUCAAUGUGUGUACAGCCUGAGGUUGCACACAGACCGAGCAUGAGCGAAGUUGUGCAGGCCUUGAAACUUGUCUGCAGCGAGGGUGAUGAAGGCCUUGGUUCGGGAAGUUUCAGCCAGGAAUUGGCGGCCCGCACCACAGCGGCUUACGAUGUAACUGGCAUGGAGGCAGAGAGGGUGCUAUUAUCUGAGAUGUUUGGCUCAACACCUGUCUUCACUCCAGCUGCUGAUUCAGGUUCUUUCCGCAUGCAGUCCAGCUCUGGUCCUCUGAUGACAGGCACGAACAAGAAGUUCUGGCAGAGAAUGCGAAACUUGUCGAGAGGUAGUAUGAGCGAGCAUGGUAACUCGCCAGAUUUUGAGACGCAAUCACAGUGUAGCAAUAGGUGAGUUUUUGUUCUUCUGUCCAGCUUCCAGCCCCGACUAGGCGGGUAUUCAGAUGACUGGACAUAAAGAGUUUGAAGACCUAGUUUGUGUACAUUACACGUGUGGAGAUAAAGGCUAUAUAUAGUUCAGGAUCAUCACAGUAGCAGACCGGAUCAUGAGUUACGACGGAUCACCAGAGGCUUGUAUAAGAUCUGCUCAGAUUUGGUUAUACAUUUGGUUUGAUUUAACGGGUACUGCCGUACUGCUAUGUGGCCAUACACAGAUACGCCUGCCAUUCGACUUGUACUGCUUCUCUUUUUUCGGCAUGUCAGUUUGAGUUAGUUUGUUUCCCCCUUUUUGUAUGGUUAGCUGUUCGGUAGGAUUGGCAAUGUAUAUAUAGAUUUGGAGUUUCGGACACAUUUGUCCAUGUGCAUUUGCUUCAAAGAAGAUGAUAGCUUCUCAGUGUUGUGAUUA